AUGCGUCUGCAGCGCGCAGCCGCCGCCGCGAAGACGUACGUGCUGCACCUGGGCCGCGAGACGAGCGUGCACGGCGUCAGCCACCUGGUCGCCCCCGACAGGCACCCACUGGAAGUUGCGCUGUGGGGCUUCAGCAUAGUGGUAGCGAUUGCAGUCAGCGUACAGCUCACAAUGAGCAGCUACAGACGGUUCCAGGAGCAGCCGACUGUUGUGUCGCUGGAGAAAGACUACCAGAACUGGCAAAAUUUGUUUCCCGCAGUCACUGUCUGCUACAGAGACAGGCUCGACGAGAAAGCAGCAGCGGAAUAUAUCUCACGGAAGUGGGCCUAUGCGACUGAUAAGCAGAAUUAUUAUAUGAACUUCCUCGCAGACGUAGUGAAUAUUUCGCUGUUAAAUCUCGCAGCAUUUACGAAGUACCAGGAAGACCGCACGCUCUAUGGCAUUGCCGACGAAAUGAAGAGUAUCGCCACAGAAACACACAUACGCUACAAACCUUCCAAACAGUUCCGCUCCCUCCUCACGGAUAAGAAAUUUGAAAGUGUUUUCACAGAAUUUGGCUUAUGUUUCUCGCUAGCAUCUUCAAUUGCUGUAGCUUUGGAACCAAUAAAUUCGACAAAGCCAAAGAAAUUUUCGGAGCCAUGGAAAUGUAACUCGGUUACUGAUCAAGUAUGCUACGGCCAUUUGCAGUUUGACAAGUUGAAGACACAGGUGCAGAUAUUUGUUCACUCUCCGUAUGAGAUAGCAGCUACAGGAACGUGGUUCCACUAUCUGGAAGGAAAAAGAGUCGUGAGCGCCGCGUUCAAAAACUUCCAGCUGGUAUCGACACCUGAAGUCCUGGCAUUAUCUGUUCGACAGAGGGGCUGUUACUUGUAUGAUCAAAAGCGAAAUUUGCCGUACAGCGUCAAUCUUUGCAAAAUGACCUGUAGAGCGAAUUUCGCAAUGCGCUUAUGUCGAUGUGUGCCUUACUUCUACUCUACACUUGGUAUUAGACCGAUAUGUGAUGUCAGAGGUCUUGCUUGUCUUGCGCCAUAUGCUAAAAACCUGGAACAUCUGACUAACAAAAAUGGUAAACCAGUCAGCUGCAAAUGUGUUAAUCCUUGUGAUACAGUUCAUUACACAGUGUCAAAAAUAAGCGAAUUAGCAAUGAAAUCCAUUGCUGGAGGUUUCAGUCUGGACGGACUCGUUUUUAAAUGGAGCAUAGCGCCGUACAACAAAUCUAGAUACAAAAGAGAAACAUUGUACACUUUUGAAGACUUACUGGUGUCUUUAGGUGGUACAGCAGCCUUGUUCCUGGGUUGCAGUUUACUUAGCGCCGUGGAACUGGUCUACUUGUUGACUCUUCGUCUCAUUUUCUUGCGCGUUCAGACUGAUGUCUCUCCGGAAAAAAGGAAAAGGAAGAAGAGGAGGCUAAAAUGGCUCGAAAACAUUACCAAGGAAAUAUUGUGAGCUGAAGCUAGUAAAUAUAGUCAUGCAGUGACG
Molecule: messenger RNA, 1479 nt
Organism: Schistocerca cancellata (South American locust)
Lineage: Eukaryota; Metazoa; Arthropoda; Insecta; Orthoptera; Acrididae
Product: sodium channel protein Nach-like
Exons: 9
Coding region: 1-1446 (481 amino acids)
Biological process (GO): sodium ion transmembrane transport
Cellular component (GO): membrane
Molecular function (GO): ligand-gated sodium channel activity
Source: RefSeq, a predicted model, not a curated record